Tetrahymena thermophila SB210 is the source of this 717-nucleotide messenger RNA. RefSeq lists its product as hypothetical. The record is from RefSeq and is a predicted model, not a curated record. The transcript has a single exon. NCBI's taxonomy places the organism in Eukaryota, Ciliophora, Oligohymenophorea, Hymenostomatida, Tetrahymenidae.
AUGAAUUAUUCAUACGCAAAUUUUUAAAACUCCUUAAAUAAAGCAAAAAACCCAUCUAAACAAGAUAAAACGUUUUUAAGGAAAAUCCCAAUACCAAUCCAGGAAAAAAUUAAAACAAUCCACUAAGUUUUUAAACAAGAUCUACAUCACAUUAGUACAAUAUAAGAACGUAUAUAAUUUAAUCCCGACAAGGGAUUGGAGCAUCAAAUCACAAACUAUUCCUCAAAGUUCCGAAAUGAACAAAAACUAAUAUAAAAAAUAGGAAAUUAAAAGAUAAAGAGACAGUUAUAAAAAUAUUUUUAGAAUUUAGACUUUUUUUAAAAUACAAUUUAGUUAGUUAAGCAGCUAUUUUUUUUUAAAUCAUCAUCUCUUAGUAUAAAAUAAAAGAUAAAAAGUAUAAAAACAUUAAAAAGAAAAAAGAAAAAAGAAAAAAGAUUAAAAAGAAUUAAAAAUAAGUAAUUAAUAGUGAUUUAGAUAUUUACAAUAAAAAGAAAAAGAAAAAAGAUCAGUUAAAAAAAUUAAUUAAAAAAAAAGAAUCAAUUAAAAUAAAUUAAGGAAUAAUUAAAAAAUCAGUUAAAAAGAAAAAAUAAAUUAAGAAAAAACUCAGAAAAAUUAAGAAUAAUUAAAAAUAAUUAAAAAUAAAUAAAUACACACAAAAUAAACCAAGAAAUUAAUUAAAAGAAAAUAAUUAAAUAGGAAGCACGCAUCAAAUUUUGA